Molecule: messenger RNA, 1947 nt
Organism: Eremothecium cymbalariae DBVPG#7215
Lineage: Eukaryota; Fungi; Ascomycota; Saccharomycetes; Saccharomycetales; Saccharomycetaceae
Gene: RRN3
Product: rDNA-binding RNA polymerase I transcriptional factor
Exons: 1
Coding region: 1-1947 (648 amino acids)
Biological process (GO): transcription initiation at RNA polymerase I promoter
Cellular component (GO): nucleus
Molecular function (GO): RNA polymerase I core binding; RNA polymerase I general transcription initiation factor activity
Source: RefSeq, a predicted model, not a curated record
AUGAUAGCUGUAGAGAAUAUUCAGAAGAGAGCGUCUGCUCAAGAUCUCGAAUUAAGCACUAAGGGCGAUAAUGGUAAUAAGAAGAGGAAAGUGGAAUUUGCAGACGAUUUGGUUAAUGGUUAUAAUCGAAAAGAACUUGUGCCUAUCACGACUGAAAAGUUCUCAUCUCAGUUGUAUAAGAGCUACGUUAUGGAAGCAUUGGAUGAUUUGGAAACGUUGAAAGAUGCUACAAAGUUGAAUACACUAGCCAGUCAACUGUCAGUACCAACAUGCAGUCCUGAUAGUAUAUCUGCAGAGAAUAUGACGAUAUUGUUGGAAGUUUUGAGUAAUAAUAUCAAUAAGCUUGAUACGAAGAGGGGGGUACCUAUUAUUCGGGCAAUAAUUAACUUUGAGAAGUGGUGGAGUCUACCCCCAUUUACUCUAAGUAGCUAUGUAUUCUUUCUACAGAUAUUAUGUUCCAGCAUGCCCAAAUGGUGGCAAGAUGUGUCCAUGAUACUGAUUUCUAACUUUAAGCUCCCAGUGCAGAAGACUAUCAAGCAUCAUGAGAUGUUGAGAUAUUUCAUAAAGGCCAUUCCUUCGUCCACUAAUUUUAUUGACUCUUAUGUUGCGAAGUAUUUCCCAAACAAGAACGAUUCAAAGAAGAAUCUAGUGAACUUUAUCAGUAAUGUGCUUACGUUAACAGAGUAUUGUCCUGAAUUUCGGUUUCAUGCAUGGUCCAUGGUUAUUGAAAAGAUCAUUUCAGUUGACGUUGAGCUACAAAAUGAACUGGAUGAACUAGACGAUGAUAUUGAAGACGAUAUAGACAACGAGCUUGAGGAUGAUGAGGAUAACUACGAUGAAAGCGAUUUGAACUCCAAUAGUGAGGCUAAUAAUGAAGUUGGCGAUGAAGAUGGCGAUGGCGAUGAAGAUGAAGAAGAAGAUGAUGAUGAUUCAGAAAACGAAAAUAUUGACGGUGAUGAAGAAUACAAUGUCAAUGUCACAAGAAAUAUCAAGGAUCUAUCUGGCAAACUUGAUACAAUUCUCACACUAAUAACGACUAGGCUAUCUAACGCUUUGACACCAGAGAGCUUGGAAAACGGAGAUUACAUCAGCACUUUUAAUACACUCAUCUCACUCUUCAAAUCGCACAUUCUCCCCACGUACUAUACUAGAUCUGUUCAAUAUCUCAUGUUCCAUGUGUCGCAACAACAGACAGAACUGAUGGAUGCUUUCCUGGUAACAUUGAUAGACAUUGCCUUUUCACCCAAUGAGACCAUCGAAAAGAAGAUCAAGUCGCUCCAGUACAUUGGAUCCUUCAUAGCGCGUGCAAAAAAGCUCACACACACCCAAAUUGUCUUCGUUGCCAGCUACCUUAUCUCCUGGCUGCACCGUUAUGUGCUUGAAAGAGAGGAGGAAGUAGAGCAACCGGGCGGGAUGGAUCGAUUCAAACAUUUUUAUGCAGCGUUCCAAUCACUAUGCUACAUAUUUUGUUUUAGGCACUCUAUAUUUCGUGACGGCAAUUCUUGGGAAUGUUCCAUCGAUAAAUUCUUCCAGAGGAUGGUCAUUUCUAAAUUCAAUCCCCUAAAGUUCUGCAACGAAAACGUUAUGCUCAUGUUUGCACGCAUUGCCCAACAUGAAGAUGUCGUGUACUGCUUUAGUAUCAUUGAAAAUAAUAACAACGAACGCCUGCGCGGAAUUAUCGGCAAAUCCAGCGAUGGAUUUACUUCCGUAGAAGGUAGCUCUUCCUCCCCCUCCUCCGCCUUCUCCUCCUCUUCCUCUUGUUCCUCCUCCUCCUGGUCUCUUGCCGCCAGACAACAAUUCAUCGAUCUCCAGUCAUACUUCCCCUACGAUCCACUCUUCCUCAAGCAGUACAAAAGAAUGAUGAAAGAAUAUUACGUAGAAUGGAGCGAGAUCAGUGGAGACUACGAAAGUGAUGAAAGUGAAGAUCUCGAUGAACUGCAGUCCUGA